AUGAUAUUUGCAACUUUAGAACAUAUAUUAACUCACAUAUCUUUUUCGAUCAUUUCAAUUGUGAUUCCUACUCAUCUGAUGACCUUGGUCUAUGAAAUUGUAGGACUAUGUGAUUCGUCAGAAAAAGGCAUGAUAGCUACUUUUUUCUGUAUAACAGGAUUAUUAGUUACUCGUUGGAUUUAUUCGGGACAUGUACCAUUAAGUGAUCUAUAUGAAUCAUUAAUGUUCCUUUCAUGGAGUUUCUCCCUUAUUCAUAUAGUUCCAUAUUUUAGAAACUAUAAGAAUUUUUUCAGUAAAAUAACCGCCCCAAGCGCUAUUUUAACCCAAGGCUUUGCCACUUCGGGUCUUUUAACUAAAAUGCAUCAAUCCGCAAUAUUAGUGCCUGCUCUCCAAUCCCGUUGGUUAAUGAUGCACGUAAGUAUGAUGUUGUUGAGCUAUGCAGCUCUUUUAUGUGGAUCAUUAUUAUCCAUAACUCUCCUGGUCAUUACGUUUAGAAGAAAGAUAGAUAUUUUCGGUAAAACCAAUCAUUUAUUAAUUAGUUCAUUUUCUUUUGAUGAGACCCAAUACGUGAAUUUUUCGUUUAGAAAUUAUCACAGGUAUCAAUUGACUCAGCGAUUGGAUUCUUGGAGUUAUCGUGUCAUUGGCUUGGGUUUUACCCUUUUAACUAUAGGUAUUCUUUCAGGAGCAGUAUGGGCUAAUGAGGCAUGGGGAUCUUAUUGGAAUUGGGACCCCAAAGAAACCUGGGCAUUUAUUACUUGGACCGUAUUCGCGAUUUAUUUACAUACUAGAACAAAUAAAAGUUUGCAAGGUGCAAAUUCAGCAAUUGUGGCUUCUAUGGGAUUUCUUAUAAUUUGGAUCUGCUAUUUUGGGGUCAAUCUAUUAGGAAGAGGGCUACAUAGUUAUGGUUCAUUCACAUUAAACAUCUAA
This is a messenger RNA of Nymphaea colorata (pocket water lily), 927 nucleotides long. NCBI's taxonomy places the organism in Eukaryota, Viridiplantae, Streptophyta, Magnoliopsida, Nymphaeales, Nymphaeaceae. The record is from the annotation of a RefSeq genome assembly.